UCCAGGGACGGUGUCAUUGACGGUGAACGGAGCCGGCGGCAGAUGCUCCAUAGUCCCUUUGUAGUGAGUCUAUGUUAAAGCCUUUAUGACCCGCCUCGCGCCGAUCACAUUCGCCCGUUCAAUGAGAAGUCAGGCUUAUGUACCUGCCUUCGUUUCCAUUCCCAAAAGGAUUCGUGCGAACUACCAAUCAUAAUGAACGAUGCCUCUAGAUAAAGCGAAGCAUCGCUCUCAGACUUGAGGUAAACACUAUUCGGUUGGAUGGACUGGAGAUACGGUUAACUUCAUAAGCUAUUUCCAUCGUAUUCAUUUGGAGACCAUAUUUGCCCUGGUCUUGCAGUGUGCAUUGCUGUGCCUUUUCGUGGAUUAGGAAAGAUAUCUCGUGCUCUCAGUUUACAAUGUGAAAAUAGUGGAAGUUUUUUUCAAAGAAAAUCACACGUUUGUGGAAAUAAAACAUCAGCGGUGUUUGCCAGCUAUUACAGAAUUUCUGCGGAAUUAUCCAUUGUUGGUGAUUAUGAUCUAUGAGAAUGAGAACAAACUUUAAUCACAUCAAAUUGGUUUCUCCAAGCGAAUACGCCUAAGGGGCAAACCACGUGAGGUGUAUGAUCCUGCACGGGUAUUAUAAUAUUUCCGGUGUAACGCUAUUCAAAUAUUCGUCAAUAGGCUGAACCCUCCACCCCUAUCUCUGGGCUAUGCAUAUCGAUUCCACGAAAAAUCUAGGUCAGCCGUUGAGAUUCGGGUGGGACCCCUUGCAAAAUUAGUUCCUUCGUUGCUAUUGGUUACCUGACUACUGCGCGUUAAAACACGUCCCUUGAAGGUACGACAAGCACACACUUGCCUCACGCGUGUUUGGACGUGCAGGAUACCGGGUCUCAACAUGUCGUCACACGCUACCUGGAUUACAUUUCUCAUUAGCUGCCUUGCGCUUGGUGUUUCGGCCUCUGAAACAGGUCAGUUCGAUGUGAAGACGUGUAGCAACUAUGUGGGUCACGAUGAUGAUUCGGAAGAAGACUCCUGUGCUCAAGCUGAUGUGGUCCCCGAUCUCGUGUGUACAACGGGGACGGUGAUAGUUCUAAAGGCUCUCCUCUUGGUUGUGAAGAAGAAUAGUGAGUGCACGAAGAGGAUAGCAAGUGAGAGGGUUUGUUGUAAGCGUAAUAACGGUGAUGUCCUGUACGACGGGGACUGCCUCCAGAGUGUUUGGAACGAUGAGGAUGGGGAACACUACAGAACCUUUAUGAAGGAUGCGAUACGGGAGUGUAUGGAGAGACAGGAGUGUACACUAUCUCAUAGUAUGUUCCAGGCUCUACAGAGGAGGUUGUACAAUAACACACAUGCAAGCUCCUUUAGGAUCGUGUACCAGUGUGUUGACGAUCCAACUGACACAGGGUUACUGCAGCCCGUGUAUAUAUCCAGAUCUGAGAAUGAAGUGAAUAUCAAGGGCACGACUAACUCUACACGUAAAUGUGUUGUACGUUCACCAGCAGGAGGUAUGAUCUCGGUGAAAGCUUUGGACGUACGGUCAAGUGCGAGCAGCAAGGAUUCUCACACUGAACUGAAACUAAAAACUGAGGCAUCGGAAAAGAUCAUCAGGGCUAAUGAUCUCCCUUUGUUUGGAUUUAUGGAGAUCAUAUCUGGUCGCAGAAUCAACAUCACUGUAACUGGCGGCAUGAACGUUUGGCUGAGAAUUAAAGCGGCUGAUGGAGAGAAUGUAAACAUCACAUGCGGAGAACCCGAUCGUGAGACUACAAAGAUCGCGACAACACCGACGGGGGCCAUACUGGGAGAACAAGGUUAUGGAUUCUGGCCCUUGGUGUUCACAGCAUGUGGAGCUGUUAUCAUGUUAUCCAUUGUUAUCGUCGUGUGUGGAAUCUGGUGGAUAUGCAAAUACAGAAAACGCCGAAAGAGACGUUUCCGGAGCACCAGCUCCUUCCGGACCACCCAGGAAUAUCUGGAUGCUUAUGACCCUCCCUACGCAACUGUCCAGGACCAGAGACCCUCAGGGAAGGCCAUCCGAGUGACCCGUUCGAUGUCCAGUCAGACAAUUCAGAGGUCCUUCUCACCUCCCUCUGGGCACAAGCUGUACCCGAGGUCGACGUCGAUGAGGAGUCUCCGCGACAGGCCCCCCAUGGCUCCUCCACCCCCACCUCGCAUGUCCCCGGCAAUGAGCUACAGCCAGGGUAAGACCUACAACCAGUGCUAUUCCAGGCUGAGUCGAACUCCCACCGUGCCCAGAAGUAAUCUGGAACAGCUGGAAGCUUUUCUGGAGUGGCCGGAACCGGAAGUGACGUCUCCUUCAAGGAUGGGGUCUGUGAAAGAGUCAACUGAGGGAUCCGGGUAUGCCUCUCCUUCAUUACUGAACUCCCUGUUUCGUGUGGAAUCCCAAGGGAGUGUUAAAUCGCAAAGAGGGUCUCCCCAAGCCUACGGAUCUAUGCCCAGAUCGGACAACAGCUCCGGACCGUGUCUAGGAUCUGUAUUUGAGAGUGAGGGCUCGGUGACUGAGUCUCUUCUAGUAAGAGGGGACACUGCAUUACCCCCAGCAAUGCCUACUCAGGACUUGCUCGGAUAUGCUGAAGCAUCUCUUUCUCUUCUCAGUGAACAUAAAGGAGACGAAAAUCACAAUGAGUUUGAGAGUAACACUCCUGAUGUACUUACUUGAGCAUCAACUGGAGGAUUCCUGACAAUUCCAUAAGGGCAAAAACCGUGUAUUCACACUGGCACCAGGCUAGCCAUUGCCGCUACACAGGAAGAUGAUGGAACCAUUACAACAUCAAGGAGUCUGGAUAGGUUUAUGUACAUUCAGUGGUGUUUUACACAUACACGUCCAUGUAGAACGUUAGCUUUUCUAUACGUUCCUCAACAACAAGUUCCAAAUCGAACAGUAUGUUUUACGUAAGCGUAUAUUCAUUGAAGCCUAAUGUGCUCCGGUUCUGCGAACCACUGUCGAGUUAUAUAUAGGACUUAUAUCGCAGUUGUUUUAGGGAAAACGAGGACGACGCCUCAAUCAAAAAGAGCAAAAGGGUAUUUCGAGAUGAAGGUGUUCAAGUUAUAGAUGACUUGUUGGAUUUCUUUUUCAUUUUGAUUUGGCUUGGAUCCUUUAUUGAGGAUGAUACAGUCAACGUUACACAGCGAAUCACUGCCGUUGUUUACUUUUGUGGUUUUUCGCUGCUUUUGUUCACUGCCAUAUGUGAGUGAGUGAGUGAGUUUAGUUUUACGCCGAUUUUAGGAAUAUUCCAGCAAUAUCACGGCGGGGGACACCAGAAAUAGGCUCACUGCCAUGCCACUCAUGCUUCCACCAGAUAUUGGUGUGAGAAUCCAAUCAUCAACUAGUACACAACGCUCAGUAUUACAUGUAUCCCAUUAGCUCGAUUUUCCGAAGCCAACAGUUUCAGAUCAAAGUACCCUGGAUCGAUUUUGAAAAAUAUGACAGUAUCGAGUGCAGAAAUGUGACUGUGGCUCCCACAAGCGAGAGUGUCAUAGGGUAGGCGUGACACCUAGUGCCAUCACUAUCUUUACAGUUUUUAACGAGAACAAGAUCUUGGGUAUAUUUCUUUGGACUCAGUCAAUGGUCAUUGAUAUGUCAGCACCAUAUCCGUGCUUGCGGGUUUCACCAGGGUUGUAAACACCUGAGACCUGCCUCACUUCGGGCUUCCCACCAAUAUUACUUCCAGGCCUGAAAUGAUUGAACUACUGUUUGCAUCGGUAUUGAUUCUCUCCCAUCUUUCAGUGAAGUGAAGAUCUCUUGACAAUACCUUGUAUUAAACAGUAGCUUCAGAGUCACAUGUGCCGGGCGUGUACACCGAUUCGAUAUAUACUUCCCAUCAAAGUUUAGACUCACUAGUGUAAAUAUAGCCACUUACUUCAAGCAACUGUUCUAAACUAAAUUCUGAAAAAUAUC
Molecule: messenger RNA, 3892 nt
Organism: Haliotis rubra (blacklip abalone)
Lineage: Eukaryota; Metazoa; Mollusca; Gastropoda; Lepetellida; Haliotidae
Exons: 7
Coding region: 875-2653 (592 amino acids)
Source: RefSeq, a predicted model, not a curated record